AUGUACGAAUCCUCUUGUGACCUGAAGUCUGUUGAUGUCUCAAGACCAGCACUAAAGAAGUGCUCGAUGAUCUUCGAAAAGAAUGAAAUUGAGGCACAAACACAAAAUAUUUUAAAAGAGUGUGAACAGAGCUGCUCCGUUCCGGAGAUAGAAGACGUACGUAAGAAGAGGUACGAGGUGCGUGUUCGAGUGAAUCCAAUUGCAGAAUGGGCCCAUUCAGUUUGGAGUGACUGGAGUCCUUCUGCACUGGUGUCACCUAUCAGAACACCAAAUCCACCAUCAGAUGGUCCUGCGGUUAUCAUUAGCAUUGUUGCAUGUGCAGUAGUGGCUGCUUUGCUCCUGGCUGUCAUACAUUUGAAACGUAACAAAACCAUCUGGAUUUACAUGAUAACAAAAAUCAAAGGUCAGCCCAUACCAAACCCAGCAAAAUCCUUCCUAAAAGAUGUUGAUUUCCAACAGAAUCAUCUGAGCCCUCACUUCCCCACCUUCUUUAACCCGCUGAAAAUUACCACUGAAGAGAUCACCUCCUCUGUGGAUGUCCUUGCACCCUGCAGGCCAGAGGUGGCACUUCUACAGAAAAUGAGAAGCAAAAGCAGCAAUGAGUCAUCCAGUUCAAGUUUCUCCAACCCCAGUUAUGCCCAUUUGUGUCCUCCUCCCGCUCCUCCUGCCUCUUUGCUCACCUCUGGGAAUCUGGACCCCUGUGCUGCUGAUACCCCUUAUGGGCCAGUUUGUAGCAAAAAUGCAGUCGAAGAUACAGAACAGGAGAGGAGUGAAAUUGGAAGGAAAAAGGGGGAGAUCCUAGAAUUGCUCUCAAAAGGUAGCAAUGAACGAGAUCUUACGCCGGUAAUGUCUGACUACGAGAAGAUUGAGAAACUCCAGGUUGAGCGCUCAAGGCUCCAGAGUCUAGAUUCAGGUGUGUGCAGCAGUGAGGAGGUCAGUCAGGAAAGCCUUGAAGCAGAUAGCAUCAAUGUGACUGAAAACAAUGACGGACAGGUCAAGAGGGAGACAGGGAAAGCAAAGGAACACGUUUUUCAGGAGCUGUUUGGAGGGGCUGGAGACAUUUUUGGAAAAGGCUCCAUUCAGGUUUGUUCUGGUUAUGAGCCAGCUCAAAAUCUGAAACUUGACAGCCCUGAGCUCCAAAGCCUGGAUCUGGGUGUUAGCAGCGAGGGCGGUGGGCAGUUUAGUCAGGAAGAGAGCUUAGAGAAUGCUGACAAGCCCACUGAAUCGACAAACCUCCUGUUUCCUCUUUCGUCUAGUAUCUUAUCAUGCGCAUUCUCAUCCAUCACGCCUCUGCCAUUGAACUUGGCUGGACAAGCUUUGAGUCCUGCCAUGCAACCUUUGCAAUGUAAUAUACUUCAGAGGCUUGCUUUAAUGUCAGCCACCAGGUCUGCAGAGCCCUCUGGUGAUGGAUACAUGCCAGUAAGACAGGAACAGAGCUAAAAA
This is a messenger RNA of Labrus mixtus (cuckoo wrasse), 1443 nucleotides long. RefSeq lists its product as uncharacterized. Gene Ontology annotation, biological process: cytokine-mediated signaling pathway. The record is from RefSeq and is a predicted model, not a curated record. The coding region runs from base 1 to 1440 and encodes 479 amino acids. Gene Ontology annotation, cellular component: external side of plasma membrane. The transcript has 5 exons. Gene Ontology annotation, molecular function: cytokine receptor activity. NCBI's taxonomy places the organism in Eukaryota, Metazoa, Chordata, Actinopteri, Labriformes, Labridae.